Messenger RNA from Prunus armeniaca (apricot), 2937 nucleotides. Lineage: Eukaryota; Viridiplantae; Streptophyta; Magnoliopsida; Rosales; Rosaceae. The record is from the annotation of a GenBank genome assembly.
AUGGCAGAAAGUGCAGUCACUUUUCUACUCAACAAGAUUUCACCUUUUUUUGAAAAUAGGGUUCAACUGUUGAGAGGGGUUAGAGAAGAACUUGUGUACCUAAAAGGGGAACUGGAGCGCAUGAAAGCCUUUCUGAGGGAUGCAGAUGUAAUGGAAGAAAGUGAUGAUGAACUCAAAGUAUGGGUUAAGCAAGUACGAGAUGUUGCUCAUGAUGCAGAAGAUCUUCUAGAUGAAUUUGCAAUUCUUCAAGCUCAUAACAAUCAUGGCUAUGAACUCUAUUUUCCUUUCAAUAGGCUUUCUUGCUCUGUCAAGAACUUGAAAGCUCAGUACCGGGUUGCCUGGCAGUUACGGAGCAUCAACUCCCAAAUUCAACAUAUUUUUGCAGCUUAUAAAAGACUUCUUCCCAAGCUUAAUGCGGCAAAAGGUUCAAUGUUUACCAGUUCAGGCUAUAGAUGGAAUUCGUCUGUUCAGUAUGAUGGACUCAAUAGUUGUUCAGUAGCACUUCUAGAAGGUUGCAUGAAGAGGAGUGAUACAUGGCAUGAUCGGCGAGGGGAUGCUCUUCUUUUAGACAACACAGAUGUUGUGGGGAUAGACAAGCCUAAACAGAAACUGGUCAGCUGGCUGGUCACUGGUGCCUCUGGACGUGAAGUAGUUUCAGUCACUGGAAUGGGAGGCAUGGGGAAGACCACCUUGGUGAAGAAAGUUUAUGAUGAUGUGAAAGUGAAGAAACAUUUCAAGCCUCGUGCUUGGAUCACGGUUUCUCAAUCUUUUCAGGCAGAAGAUCUUCUUAAAGACAUCAUUCAUGAACUCUUUUAUGCAAUCAGGAGGCCAGUUCCCGAAGGUGUGGAUGACAAGAAUAGCAAUGAAUUGAAAGCAAUAAUUAAGAACUUUCUGCAGAAAAGGAAGUAUCUGAUUGUUCUUGAUGAUGUAUGGCACACUAACGAAUGGGAAACUGUCAAAUAUGUUUUGCCUACUGGGAACUUUGGCAGCAGAGUUAUAGUCACUACACGUAAAGCUGAUGUUGCGUUCACUUCUUGUUCAGAAUCCAAAGGCAAGGUCUAUCACUUGAAGCCCUUGCCUGCAGAUAAGUCCUGGAAUCUGUUCACUAGGAAGGCCUUUCAAGGGAAGCCAUGUCCUCCUUAUUUGUAUGAAAAAUGUAAACGUAUCCUUAAAAAGUGUGAGGGUUUGCCCCUUGCAAUUGUGGCAAUAGGUGGUGUUCUGGCUACAAAAGACACGCGCAGGAUAGAUGAGUGGGAUUUCAUUUGUCAUAGUCUUGGAGCUGAAAUUCAUGGCAAUGACAAACUUGAAGAUUUAAAGAAAGUACUGUCUCUCAGCUUUAACGAUUUGCCCUAUUAUCUCAAGGCUUGUUUCUUGUACUUGAGUAUCUUUCCCGAGGGCCUUCUGAUUCAGCACAUGAGACUGAUUCGUUUGUGGAUAGCUGAAGGAUUUGUAGAGGCUAUACAAGGAAGAACAUUGGAGGAAGUAGCUGAGGACUACCUAAAGGAGCUCUUGAACAGAAAUUUGAUCCUAGUGGGAUACACAACAAGUGAUGGGAGGGUCAAAACUUAUCGCAUCCAUGAUCUUUUACGGGAGAUCAUUAUUUCAAAGUCAAGGGAUCAAAAUUUUGCAGCCAUAGUUAAGGACCAGAAUGCAAUCUGGCCUGAUAGAGUUCGACGCCUAUCCAUACAUAAUUCAUUGCAAACCGUACAAGCAAAAAGGUCAGUUCCUCAACUUCGUUCCCUGUUUUUGUUUGGGCCGGUUGCAAGGCCAUCCAUACAAAAAUAUUUUCCCAGUGGAUUAAGGCUGCUUAAGGUGUUGGAUUUGGAAGCUGCACCUUUAAAGAUGUUUCCGAGAGAAAUCCUGGACCUUUUUUAUUUAAGUUAUCUAAGCUUGAGGAAAACCCAGGUGAAAGUCAUUCCCAGAGGCAUAGGGAAUCUUCAGAACCUGUUGACAUUGGAUCUUAAAAAGACCAAUGUCACUGAAUUGCCUCUUGAGAUACUGAAACUUGAAAAACUUCGCCAUCUCCUGGUUUAUCGUCUUAAGAUUGAAUCUUAUGCACACUUUUAUUCCAAGUUUGGCUUUAAGGCCCCUUCAAGUCUAGGAGAUUUGCAGUCCCUGCAAAAGCUCUGCUUCAUUGAGGCAAAUGAUCAUGGUUGUGGCAUGACAAUGAGGGAGUUAGGUAAGCUGAAGAACCUCAGGAGGCUUGGCAUCAUGAAAUUGAGAAAACAAGAUGGAUUAGCUUUGUGCUUGUCGCUGGAACAUUUGACCAAGCUGCGUGCAUUUUCUGUAAAAUCAACGCGAGAGAAUGAGAUUCUUGAUCUGCAACACCUUUCUUCCCCUCCUCAGUUCCUGGAACGACUAUACUUGACAGGACGUUUGGAAGAGCUGCCAAAUUGGAUUCCUUCACUUCAUAGUUUGGUCAAACUGUUUUUGAAAUGGAGUUGGUUAAAAGAUGAUCCGCUUGUUCGUCUUCAAGAUUUGCCUAAUCUUGUUCAUCUUGAAUUGCUUCAUGCUUGUGAUAGUGACAUGCUGUCUUUCAAGAGUGGAGGAUUUAAAAAGCUCAAGGUUUUGGGUCUUGACAAAUUUGACAACCUCAGAUGCGUGAAGGUGGAGGAGGGAGCAAUGCCAUGCCUCGAAAAACUAACGAUCCAACGAUGUAAGUCAAUGAAGAGGGUGCCAUCAGGAGUUAAACACCUCUCCAGACUGAAGUUGCUUGAGUUCUUUGAAAUGCCAAGUGAAUUAAUCUUGAAACUGCGGCCAAAAGGAGGCGAAGAUUAUGGGGAAGUUAAACAUGUCCCGGAUGUUUAUUCAGCCUGUUGGAGGGAUGGGGGUUGGGAUGUGUAUUCAAUAGAGAGUUUCAAGGAGAUAGAAAAUGCUACCUCACAAGCAGGUACUGUCAGGAGAUGCCAUGAACUUCGUCCGCUAUGGAAGGUUUAG